Messenger RNA from Strongylus vulgaris, 396 nucleotides. The record is from the annotation of a GenBank genome assembly. Lineage: Eukaryota; Metazoa; Nematoda; Chromadorea; Rhabditida; Strongylidae.
AUGGACCUCCAGGAUACCAGGGGGAAAAGGGACUACUUGGUAUUGACGGAAAACGAGGAAGAGACGGACAGGUACCUUAACUGGCUCUCCUCCUCUCAAAACUCCGCAAACAUCACUUUGCAGAUGGGACAACCAGGUGCACAAGGUCCUCCUGGUGACAGCUAUCCGGGAGAGCCAGGUGUAGGUGGGGCUAAAGGAGAAAUGGGAGAUGUUGGAUACCCUGGAUUACCCGGUCCUAUGGGUCCUCCUGGUCCGGCUGCUCCUCAGCAGUUCUUCCAAGGAGAAGAUGGAAAGCCUGGUGUUGAUGGACUACCUGGUCUGCCAGGAGAACGUGGAGCAGAUGGACUGCCAGGUUUACCAGGACAGGUUACUGAUUCCUUUUAUAGAAAAUCUUAA